Lathyrus oleraceus (garden pea) is the source of this 5069-nucleotide messenger RNA. Its product is annotated as protein FAR1-RELATED SEQUENCE 3. The record is from RefSeq and is a predicted model, not a curated record. Gene Ontology annotation, biological process: regulation of DNA-templated transcription. The transcript is spliced from 4 exons. NCBI's taxonomy places the organism in Eukaryota, Viridiplantae, Streptophyta, Magnoliopsida, Fabales, Fabaceae. Gene Ontology annotation, molecular function: zinc ion binding. Bases 519 to 3029 code for a protein of 836 amino acids.
GGCAAAUCGCACCACAAACGUACAGCUUUAUUUCAGAUCCCACAUUGUUAAAAGAAAAAGUUGUUUCAUCUUACUCAAUACUAGCCAUUCGAUCUUAAUCGAACGGUACAGAUCACGCGUGUGUACUUAUGUCACGUUGAAUCUGUGACACGCACUCACAUCCUCUUUCCUCUCCCCAUCUCUCUCCUCUGCAACUCCGGUGGUCGAGAAACCCUUACCACCUCCGAAACACCGUCGUUUUGUUUUCCGAAACUCACUCUCCCCCCGCGUUUUCCAUCAUUCGGAAGAGAACUGCUUUCAACGAAUUCGGUUUUUUCACAACUAUUCAUGGAAGACUCGUGAAUUUCCGGAGCUUACCAUUUUUUCUGCGAGUUAGGUUAUUUAUUCUUCUUAUCAAUUUAAUUUUUGCUAUACGUUUCAUCAAUGAAUUCCGUCAAUUUUUUGGAUUAAGCUUCAGUUUUGUUAUGGUAGGCUAUGAAUUAGACACGGAGUAGCAUAGGGAGUAUACAUUGUUUCAAAUGGAUGUGCAUGUGAUAAAUGUCGAAGAAGAAAGUGAUCAUCAAGCUAAGUCAGAUGACGGAGAUUUAGAACCUAGUGACAGUGAAAUUAAUAAUGCUGAAAACUCUGGAUUUUAUGUUGAGGAUGGGAUUUCCGAGCCGUAUUUGGGUAUGGAAUUUGAUUCGGAAGAUGUUGCCAAGACUUACUAUGAUGAUUACGCUAAGCACAUGGGUUUUAAUUCUAAGGUUGGCUCACAUAGUCGCGCUAAAGCCGACAGGACGAAUAUGUAUAAGGAGUUUGUGUGUGAAAGGGAAGGUUUAAAGAAAAGGUUUAAUGAUGGAUGUGAUGCAAUGAUUAGGAUUGAGCUGAAGGGUCAGAAUAAAUGGGUUGUAACCAAGUUUGUGAGGGAGCAUAGUCAUUCAUUGGGGAGUUCCAGCGAGGCACCCACUCUUCAGCUACGUAAGCAUUUUUCCAGUGUCGGAAGGACUAUGCCUGAAACUUAUCAAGGAGUUGGACUUGUUCCGAGUGGUGUCAUGUAUUUAUCUGUGGAUGGGAGUCAUAUUUCUAAUCAGAAUAGUUGCGCGGUGCUAAAUAUUCAUGCUGCCACUGCUUCUGAACUAAGUCACCAUGUUAAAAAUGCCACAUCGGGGAAUUGUACCAGGCCGUCUUUUCAAAACAGGACAUUAGGGAAGGAUGCCCAUUAUCUGCUGGAGUAUUUUAAGAAAAUGCAGGCUGAGAACCCUGGUUUCUUCUAUGCUAUUCAACUGGAUGAAGACAAUCAUAUGUCUAAUGUCUUUUGGGCAGAUGCCCGAUGCAGGACAGCUUAUAGUCAUUUUGGUGAUGCAGUUCAUCUGGAUACCACAUGCAGAGCUAACCAGUAUAGAGUGCCAUUUGCUCCUUUUACUGGAGUAAACAAUCAUGGUCAGGUGGUUUUGUUUGGUUGUGCACUCCUUUUUGAUGAUUCUGAGGCUUCUUUUUUGUGGCUCUUUAAGACAUUUCUCACAGCAAUGAGUUACCGACAGCCUGUCUCGAUAAUUACCGAUCAAGACAGAGCCAUACAGGCAGCAGUUUCACAAGUUUUCCCACAAACUCGCCACUGUAUUAACAAGUGGCAUGUCUUGAGAGAAGGCCAGGAAAAGUUGGCCCAUGUGUGUCUAUCGCAUCCAAAUUUUCAAGGUGAACUUUAUAAUUGUAUUAACCUGACAGAAACCAUCGAGGAGUUUGAAUCAUCUUGGAAUUCUAUCCUUGAUAAAUAUGAGCUUAGAAGCAAUGAUUGGCUUCAGUCCCUGUAUAUUGCCCGUGCUCAAUGGGUUCCAGCAUACUUCCGUGAUUCAUUUUUUGCUGCAAUGUCUCCUAAUCAAGGAUUUGGUGGUUCUUUUUUUGAUGGUUAUGUCAUCCAACAGAUGACAUUGCCAUUGUUCUUUAAGCAAUAUGAAAAAGCUUUAGAGAGCUGGAUUGAAAAGGAAAUAGAAGCAGACUUCGAGACAAUUUGCACAACACCAGUUUUGAGGACACCUUCACCAAUGGAGAAACAGGCUGCUAAUCUUUAUACAAGAAAAAUAUUUUUGAAGUUUCAGGAAGAGCUAGUUGAAACUUUUGUUUAUACUGCAAAUAUAAUUGAAGGAGAUGACAUAAAUAGCACAUUCAAGGUUGCAAAAUUUGAGGACGUUGACAAGGCAUAUACUGUUGCAUUCAACCAUGCUGAAUUGAGAGCUAACUGUACUUGCCAAAUGUUUGAGUAUUCAGGCCUUCUUUGCAGGCACAUUUUAACUGUUUUCACUGUGACAAAUAUACUUACAUUACCAUCCCAUUACAUCUUAAUACGGUGGACAAAAAAUGCAAAAAGUAGUGCUGGAUCAGAUGAUCGUAUUGCUGAAUUACAUAGUCAGGAGUCUCUGACAUUGAGGUACAGUAAUCUAUGUCGAGAAGCCAUAAGAUAUGCCGAGGAAGGAGCAGUAACUGUGGAAACUUAUAAUGCUGCAGUGACUGGUCUUAAAGAAGGUGCAAAGAAGGUUGCUGCAAUGAAAAGAAGUGUUGCCAAAGCAACACCUCCUAAUAAUCAAGUCAGCGGGACUACUUAUAAUGACAAGAAAGCCACCAUCAGUUCAGCUUCAGAUUUAACUCCUCUUUUGUGGCCGCGACACGAUGAAAUAACAAGGAGGUUUAAUCUUAAUGAUUCUGGUGGUCCAGUUCAAUCAGUUGCUGACCUAAAUUUACCACAAAUGGCCCCAGUGUCUCUUCAUCGAGAUGAUGGUUCAUCGGGAAACAUGGCGGUUCUUCCAUGCCUAAAAUCAAUGACAUGGGUAAUGGAGAACAAAAACUCGAGUCUUGGGAAUAAAGUAGCUGUUAUCAAUCUAAAGUUGCAAGAUUAUGGUAGGAGUCCAUCAACGGAAUCCGAGGUUAAGUUUCAGCUCUCAAGAGUUUCUUUGGAGCCAAUGCUGAAGUCUAUGGCUUAUAUCAGUGAACAGCUCUCAACACCAGCAAAUAAGGUUGCUGUAAUAAAUCUCAAGUUUGAAUUUGGUUCCUUUUGAUACCAAGAACUGAACCAACGCAUGACUUCUCCCUCCAUGCUCAUGAAAGCCCUUUGCAGCUAAUCAAAUUCGUGAGUUUCUUGCAACUCAAUUUUUUUUCCAGCCCUUGCAAGCCAUCCAAUGGGGUCUUUCCCCGUAAAAGUUGCCAAAUUCACCCUAUGUGACGCUUCCAUCUCCAACAACACUGGCACUCCUUGAAGAUCUGGCAGGUUUGGACGAAUUGUUAGGAACCCAUGAAUUGAAUUCCAAAGAAAGAACAUAUUUAUUGAAAAAUAGAAUAGAAUAGGAGAGAACCUCUCCUCAAGGGUUUCCCCUUCACAAUAGAGUUGUUACCUUAUUCAUAAAAUGAUUAAAAAUAUUCAAUAAUAUCAACUCUACAUUGUAUUUUUCCUAUUAUACAAAUAGCCAUAUAACAACCUCAACUAACUAAAUUCCAUAACAACCCUUAACUACUCUAACUAACCACUAUUCUACAUCCUAACAGAGAAUCCCUUCAUUAAGGGGAGAAAUCAAUUCCUAUAAAUAUAUAAUUAUAUACAUACAAAUUACUGCAAAUCUCAAUGGGAUCAAACGGCACAAUUAUGUUCUAUAAUAUAUCAUGAAGUAACUGUCAGAUUACAUGGACUCAUGGAGCAGUAGUUUUAUAUAAUGUGGUUGUGUUAAUAGAAAGAGAGAAAUGGAAGAAGAGAGAUAGAUAGAUCUAGAGUAUUCCAUAUUUUGUUAUUAUGAAAUCUCAAAAGACAAAUUAUCUACAAUACUCAUUAGGUUGAAUUUUAUAACUCAAUCAAACUGUGCUGGCUCGGCGCAGUCAGGUACAGUUUGUUACAAGCCUUUAGGCGUUGUUUGGCUAAGCUAUAUUUACACAUAUAUACUUAACUAUUAUUCUAUUACGUGUUACUUAUUUUCUUUUGUUUGGAUAAUUCUUUGUGGAAAUAGUCACAUAUGUUUACUUUUGGUUCAAUAAUGAAUCUAUAUGAUAUUAUCAAAAUCAUAUAAUUCUCAAUUUCAAUCAAACAACUAGAUCCAAUGCACAAUUUCAGAGCGGAAUCGAUGUGGUAUUGCAUUAAUAGGUGCAAUUCGAUAUAUUUUAUUUUCCUUUCUAAAUGAUUCUUAUUUGAGUUAUGACGCUAAAAAUUGAUAGUACAAUUACAAUAUUUUUAGGUUGUUUGCGAUGGAUCCAACCUGGAUUGGUAUGACCUCAUUGUUAAAAGCCACAUGAAUUUGGAUUUCCCUUUCAAGUACUAACCAGAUUCUUAUGAAAUUCAGUGAAGGCUGAUAGCAAUUUGUUUUUCCAUGUUACUAUUUGUUAAGAAAUGUGGUUGGGUCUAACUCAACCCUACAAAACCUUAUAAAGUGUUUUAACACACUCCCUCACAUUUAGAACUAGACAACAGAAGCGUGGAAAUAAAUGGUGGUAGAGUGAGGAAUGUGGUUGGACCUAACACAUGCUUUGAUACCAUGUUAAGAAAUGUGGUUGACCCUAACUCAAUCCUACAAAAUCAGUUGGUAGAGUGAGGACUGCCCCCACUUAUAAACACAUGUUCAGGCCAUAUAUCAUCCGAUGUGGGACUUUUAACACUUUUCAAUUUUAUUGUGCUUUCUUCUUUUUAAUAUUUACUCCAUAAUGUAAGGACUUAGUUUGCUUGUAUUGUGACUUUUAAAAUUGAUUUAAUAAUUCGUGGGUUCUAUUAUUUCCAGGUGGCCAACUAUUGUGUUACUGAGCAUUGUCUUCAGUCAUAUGCUCACAUAUAUGAUAUAACUUCUUUUUAAAGUUGUUAUUCAGUUUGAUACUGUAUCUUACAAAUACAGUUUUUAUUCACAAUUUGGAAAUCAGAAGCAUUAUUAGGUCUUACUGAUCACCAGUGCUCCCUCCCUCUCUCCCUCCCUUAAAGAAUAGAAAGAAAGAUAUCGAUAAAAACAAAUGCUGAAAUAACUUGUCACUAAUUAUAUCACGACCUCAUGUCUCUUGUUUUGUUGUAGCAUAUUAUACUCUUAUGUGUUAUUAUUUGAUUAUCUGACAUUGACCUGCUUUUUGUUUGU